UUAUAUCGAUAUAUUUUCUCACCAGAAAUCCCAAGGCCACGGUGCAGAGGACAAACAAGAAGGUGAACAACGAUCCCGUGCUGCGAAUCCAAAACCUUUCCAUUCUCAUCAGGCAGAUCAAAGCCUACUAUCAGGAGACGCUCCAGCAGCUGGUGAUGAUGCCUCUACCCGAUGUGUUGGUCCUGGGCCGGAGCCCUCUCACCGAGCGAGGUCUGGAGGAGAUGAAGAAACUACUGCUACUGCUUCUGGGCUGUGCUGUUCAGUGUGAGAAAAAGGAAGAUUACAUCGAACGCAUCCAGACUCUGGAUUUCAACACCAAAGCUGCCAUCGCUUCCCACAUCCAAGAGGUAACGCACAACCCGGAGAAUGUCGUGGACCUGCAGUGGCUGGAAAGUGGGGAGCUGCCCGCCGAGGACCUGUGGCUGGAAAGGGGGGAGCUGCCCGCCGAGGCCCUGGAAAGCCUAUCCAGGAAUCUGGCCUUUCAUCUCAAACACGUGGUGGAUGACAGGGACACGCAGCUGGAGACUAUCGUGGAGCUGACCCAAGAGAGGGACUGUAUUCAGCUGUCUCCGCUGGGUCCCGGUCCGGCCCAGUCGCCCAACGGCUCCCCCAGCAUGAGGAGGACAGAGAGCCGACAGCACCUCUCGGUGGAGUUGGCUGAUGCCAAGGCUAAGAUUAGACGUCUGCGGCAAGAAUUGUGA
Messenger RNA from Hippocampus comes (tiger tail seahorse), 701 nucleotides. RefSeq names its product girdin-like. The record is from RefSeq and is a predicted model, not a curated record. The coding region runs from base 156 to 701 and encodes 181 amino acids. Gene Ontology annotation, molecular function: dynein light intermediate chain binding; microtubule binding. Lineage: Eukaryota; Metazoa; Chordata; Actinopteri; Syngnathiformes; Syngnathidae. The transcript has 7 exons. Gene Ontology annotation, biological process: cytoplasmic microtubule organization; cytoskeleton-dependent intracellular transport. Gene Ontology annotation, cellular component: cytoplasm; centrosome.